ACAACCGACAUCGGCGAUGGGUGUGCUGGGCUUAGGCUCGGUGGUGUCCGCUGCGACGUCGUCCUCGUCCUCGUCGACGACGACCACCACCACGGCUGCGUCCUCCGCGUCUGGUCGCGCAGGUGUAUUGGAGACGCAGGUACGCGGCCAAUGGUAUCGCGUGUUCGUCUCCCUCGAAGACGAUUAUCUCAGUAUCUCGUUGGACGAGAGCUGCGAGACGACCGGCAACAACAGCCUGAACAACGGGAACAUCAACAACAAUAACGUGGACAGCUUGAACGAUCCCGAUGUGCCCGAUUCGGUGGCCAAUCAGAAGCGUAUCGUACGCGUGGUGAAGAGCGACAACAACGGCCUCGGGAUUUCGAUCAAGGGCGGCAAGGAGAACAAAAUGCCGAUCUUGAUCUCGAAGAUCUUCAAGGGGAUGGCGGCAGACGCGACCGAACAGCUGUACGUGGGCGAUGCGAUCCUUGCGGUGAACGGUGAAGAUCUACGCGAGGCGACCCACGACGAGGCGGUGAAGGCGCUCAAGAGAGCUGGCAAGGUCGUCGAGCUUGAAGGCCACGUUUAUUACUUCAUAUCAGCGUAA
Dufourea novaeangliae is the source of this 586-nucleotide messenger RNA. Its product is annotated as beta-1-syntrophin-like. Gene Ontology annotation, molecular function: structural molecule activity; protein binding. Gene Ontology annotation, cellular component: intracellular anatomical structure; dystrophin-associated glycoprotein complex. The record is from RefSeq and is a predicted model, not a curated record. The transcript has 2 exons. NCBI's taxonomy places the organism in Eukaryota, Metazoa, Arthropoda, Insecta, Hymenoptera, Halictidae. The coding region runs from base 17 to 586 and encodes 189 amino acids.